GUAGCAGCGAGGAAUCGAGGGCCGGUGGCGGUGAUCCUGGGAAGCUGGGAGUGAAGAAAUCGAGACUGAAGGCCUCCUCGCCGAACAGGCAGGGACCACAGCAGUGUCAGAUCUGCGGGAAGGUGUUCAACAAUGCAUCGGCACUUACGAAGCACAAACUGACGCAUAGCGACGAGAGGAAAUACGUGUGCACAAUGUGCGGCAAGGCGUUUAAACGGCAGGAUCAUUUGAAUGGACACAUGCUGACACAUCGAAAUAAAAAGCCGUACGAGUGCAAAGCCGAAGGAUGCGGCAAGUCUUAUUGCGACGCGAGGAGCCUGAGGAGACACACGGAGAAUCAUCACGCCGGCAGCAAAAUCAAUGACAUCAUCGGUCCUUGCAGCCCAACGACCGGGCCUCAUACGCCGAAUACCCCCGGAAGCAAUCCCAGCACACCAAGCACACCUGGUGCAACCUCCACAACGAAUGGUCACGGGCACGCGGCCUUGAAGCAGCUUCUUUCCACCGAGCCCGCGCAAACGCAACAGCAAAAGAGCGCCACGUCUCCCGGUGCCAGUAAUGAUGGCCUCACGAAACAACAGCUGGAGCUCAUCCAGCAGAUCAUGCAGCAAACGCAACAGCAGACAACCACGCAACAGCAGCAGCAACAGCAACGGACCGCGACUCCCUCGGCAUCGGUAGCCACGCAAAUACAAAAGGCACAAAAACCGUCCAUCAAAUCCACCGCGUCGUCCGGCAAUAUUUCCAACAAUUCCGCAAGCGGAAACGCGACCAACAGUGCGAGAUCGAGUCCGAAACCGAAGAUGUGGAAUCACUCGCAUGUAAGUGCAACAAUCAAAAAAUAUACUAAAUAUUUUUUUAUUUUACCAUUACUUUUUCACCCGCUGAUGCCUGUGAUAUUGUAA
This is a messenger RNA of Trachymyrmex septentrionalis, 905 nucleotides long. RefSeq names its product zinc finger protein 541-like. The annotation marks the transcript as partial. Gene Ontology annotation, cellular component: histone deacetylase complex; transcription regulator complex. The transcript has 4 exons. Gene Ontology annotation, biological process: regulation of transcription by RNA polymerase II; negative regulation of DNA-templated transcription. The record is from RefSeq and is a predicted model, not a curated record. NCBI's taxonomy places the organism in Eukaryota, Metazoa, Arthropoda, Insecta, Hymenoptera, Formicidae. Gene Ontology annotation, molecular function: transcription corepressor activity.